This is a messenger RNA of Oryzias melastigma (Indian medaka), 4678 nucleotides long. RefSeq names its product insulin-degrading enzyme. The record is from RefSeq and is a predicted model, not a curated record. The coding region runs from base 1465 to 4557 and encodes 1030 amino acids. Gene Ontology annotation, biological process: peptide catabolic process. Gene Ontology annotation, molecular function: metal ion binding; metalloendopeptidase activity. Gene Ontology annotation, cellular component: peroxisomal matrix; cytosol; mitochondrion. Lineage: Eukaryota; Metazoa; Chordata; Actinopteri; Beloniformes; Adrianichthyidae. The transcript is spliced from 25 exons.
UACCCCAAAUAUUAACACGACAAUAAAAAUCGCCCCAAGUAAUAAACAUUGACCAUGUCAUUAGCGACUGUUUCCAUCAUUUGCAACAAUGACAGAAAACAUGCAUAUUUAUUCUUAUAAACUUAAACAAAUCAAGUUCAAAUAUUUCAUACUCAAACUUAAAGUAUGUCAUACCUGAACUUGAACCCAGUUCAUUGUUGAUCCAAAAACACAUUUUUUUAAGAUGCGUCAUCUAAGUUGUUCUGUACAGCUUCAUUCCAGCCAGAGUCUGCUGCCGGUUCAGUCAGUUCACACUGAAACUUGAAGAACUGGAAAUCACGAGGAUUCAAAUUCCAGUUUUACUGUUUGAUCCUGAAACAACUUGUUGGACAAGCAUCAUAUGGCCAGAAUCAUUGAGAGAAAAAGGCUUAAAACCCCCCAAAACAAUUGAUCAUUUCCUUUGACAAGAGUGUCUAAGUUUUACCAAAAAUAAAACAAAGUUGAACUAGAAAUUUUGCAUUACCUGCGAUAAUGCUUGUGUGAAUUCUGUAAGCUGAACGUGGCUGCUGAAGAUGUUUGUUCAAAUAGCUGAAGAUGCUGAUAUUGAUAGCUGAAAAUGCUAAAGCAGAUUGCUGAAAUCACUGAAGCAAAUAGUUUGAAAAGCUGAUUGCUUAAAUCGCUGAAACUAAUAGUUGAGAAGUCUGAAGGUGACGGCAAGCUAAAAAUUUAACCUAAUUGCCAAAUUAGCUUUAAAAGCUGGUAAAGUGUCUAAUGUAGCCUAAACAGCUAGGAUAAAGCUAAAAUAUUAGUUAAACUCUGAAAUAGCCCAAAAAAACUGAAAUAGAGCCUAAAUUACCUUAAACUGCUACCAUGUAGCUGAAAUAUUAGCUAAACUUCACAAUAGCCUAAAAACUUUUUAUUUUUUAUUUUUUAUUUUUUUGCUAAGUGCCAAAAUAGUCCAAAAAAGCUUAAUUAUGCCAAUAUGACAACUAAAUGACAGAAAAUGAAAAAAAAAAAAAAAAAAAACAGAAAGUUCAAAAACAAGCAGUAGAGCUCUGAUAUUAGCAGCUAAUAUUUUGGAUGAAUCCCAAAUUAGUUUAAAAUAACCUAUUUAUUCUACUAAUCUGUCCAAAUGUUUGUUGACUAUUGAGUUUCCUGUCUGAUGGAGUCCAAACCUACCUGUGCGGGUUUGAUCCAUUCUUCAGUCCAGUACAGGCUGACUAAUCAAUACCAGAUCCAAGUCAUGGAACAACUUUUGUCAAUGGAAGCAGCAACUAAAAGAUUUUUAUUUUUCAAAAUGUAGUUUAUCUCUUAUUUCCAUGUACUUCUCUUAUUUAUUUAUUUUAAGCCCUAUCUGUCUGCCUGUUUAUUUUUCUCAAAACAAGGAGUAAAAUGUACAGAAAAUGAAUCAUGAAAUACUUCAUAGCCACCAAACAUGUAAAUAACUAGAGUUGUGUACGCGCUGGACGGCGCGUCUUUGUGUCGAUGAUUCUGUGUUCGGCUGCUUCUGGCUGCUGGAGGGAAGUGACAGGUUGUGUGUGUGUGUCACGUGAUUUGCAUCUACAGGUGUUUGACGGUCCAGCCGCAAGAGCCACUUUACUGCUCAGGUUAGAGGAAGCCGGCUUCUUGGACUCCUCCUCAGCCCUCGUGAUGAUCGAUGCUGGAGUGAAGAAGGUGGUCACCAACGUUGUUUGUUCCUCUGAGGACAAACGGACGUACAGAGGCCUGGAGUUAUCCAAUGGUUUGAAGGUCUUAAUGAUCAGUGACCCGCUGACUGAAAAAGCUUCUGCUGCUCUGGAUGUCCACAUAGGUUCUAUGUCAGACCCGGACAGCGUCCCGGGCCUGGCCCACUUCUGUGAACACAUGCUGUUCCUGGGAACGGAGAAGUAUCCCAAGGAGAACGAGUAUCAGGAGUUCCUGAGCCAGCAUGGAGGAAGUUUCAACGCCUUCACCAGCUCAGAUCAGACAAACUAUUACUUUGACGUAUCCCAUGAGCACCUGCAAGGAGCUCUUGACAGGUUUGCCUCCUUCUUCCUGUGUCCUUUGUUCGAUGAAGGCUGCACAGCCCGAGAGCUGAACGCUGUGGACUCUGAGCACCAGAAGAACCAGAUGAACGACGACUGGAGGCUUUUUCAGCUGGAGAAGGCAACGUGCAACCAAAGGCAUCCUUUUAGUAAAUUUGAAACAGGUAAUAAAUGGACACUUGAAACCAAAGCAUCUAGAGAAGGUACAGAAGUCCGUCAGGAGCUGCUGAAGUUCCACUCCAUGUAUUACUCUGCUAACCUGAUGGGACUCUGUGUGUUAGGACGAGAGUCACUCGAUGAGCUAACAUCUACAGUGGUGAAGUUGUUUGGAAAAGUCCAGAACAAAAGUGUGCCUAUCCCAGAAUUCCUAGAGCACCCCUUCCAGGGAGAACAGCUGAAGCAAGUCUACAAAGUGGUUCCAGUCAAAGACAUCAGGAAGUUACAUGUGACCUUUCCUAUCCCAGACCUGCAGAAGUAUUACAGAUCCAAGCCCGGACAGUAUCUGGCUCAUCUCAUAGGCUAUGAAGGACCUGGAAGUCUGUUUGCUGUCCUGAAAUCAAAAGGCUGGCUGGACUCUCUUGUUGGAGGACCAAAGGAAGGAGCUCGAGGUUUCAUGUUCUUUGUGGUUAAGAUGGAUUUGACCGUCGAAGGCCUCUUGCACGUCAAGGACAUCAUCAUCCACCUGUUCCAGUACAUUCACAAACUGCGCCUAGAGGGACCGCAACAAUGGGUGUUUGAAGAAUGCAAGGAAUUAUGCAAAACAGACUUCAGGUUCAAAGACAAGGAGCACCCCCGAGACUACACUUCUAAAGUGGCCAGUUUACUGCAUUCUUACCCUCUUAAAGAAGUUCUCUCCGGGAAGCACAUUUCUGAGGAAUUCAGGCCAGAUCUGAUUCAAAUGGUCCUGGAAAAGCUGGCCCCUGAAAAUGUCAGAGUGACGAUGGUGUCAAAGUCAUUUGAAGGUCAAACGGACAGGACAGAGGAGUGGUACGGCACGCAGUACAAGCAGGAGGCCAUUCCUGAAGAAACCAUCAAGAAAUGGUCAAUUCCAGACUUAAAUCCCAACUUCAGUUUACCCAAGAGGAACAAGUUCAUCCCUACUAACUUUCAGAUUUACCCUGUAGAGAACAAUCCUCCUUCAGUUCCCACCUUAAUCAAAAGCACUCCUUUAAGCAGAGUGUGGUUCAAGCAGGACAACAAAUUCUGCCUUCCCAAGUUGUGCCAGAGGUUUGCUUUUUUCAGUCACUACAUCUACACAGAUCCUCAGCACUGGAACAUGACCGAGUUGUGGAUCAAAUUACUCAAGGAUGAUCUAAAUGAGUUCACAUAUCCAGCUCUCCUAGCUGGGCUGGAGUAUGAUAUAAGCUCACAGAGGGACGCCAUUAUUCUCUCCAUCAAAGGCUACAAUGACAAACAGUCCAUCCUGCUGAAGGAAAUCAUCCAGAAAAUGGUGACCUUUGGGAUAAACCAGCUGCGCUUUGACAUCAUUAAAGAAGAAUACCAGAGGUAUCUGAACAACUUUGGGGCUGAGCAGCCUCACAGACAAGCCAUGCAUCACCUUGGCAUGCUGAUGACUGAUGUUGCUUGGACUAAAGAUGAACUCCUGGAUGCUCUGGGAGAUGUAACCCUCCCACACCUGAACAUCUUCCAAGCUCAGCUGUUGUCACGGAUACAUAUUGAAGCCUUAUUUCAUGGUAACAUCACUAAAGAGUCUGCUCUUACCAUGAUGCAAAUGGUGGAAGACACACUCACUGAGCAUGCUCACACAAAGCCCCUCCUUCCGCAUCAGCUGAUUCUUUACAGAGCCUUUCAAGUUCCUGAUUGUAGCUGGUAUGUUUACCAGCAGAAGAAUGAGGUCCACAGCAAUUGUGGCUUUCUGAUCUACUACCAGACAGACAUGCAGACCACCCACAGCAACAUGCUGCUGGAGCUCUUCUGCCAGAUCAUCCAUGAGCCGUGUUACAACACCCUCAGAACCAAAGAGCAGCUGGGGUAUAUAGUGUUCAGUGGACCUCGGCGGGCUGACGGCGUGCAGGGCCUGCGCCUCAUCAUCCAGUCAAAGCGGCCCCCCCACUACCUGGAGAGCCGCGUGGAGGCGUUCCUCCUCUCCAUGGAGACGGCUCUGGAGGAGAUGAAUGAGGAGGUCUUCCAGAAGCACAUCCAGGCUCUGGCUGUCCGCCGUCUGGACAAGCCCAAGAAGCUGUCUGCUGAGUGUGCCAAGUACUGGGCUGAGAUCACCUCCAGGCAGUACAAUUUUCACAGAGACAGCAUUGAAGUCGAGCAUUUGAAAACUCUGACAAAAGACGACAUCGUUGUGUUCUUCAGAGAAUGGCUGGCAGUGACAGCUCCAAAACGACGCAAAGUUUCUGUGCAUGUCCUGUCCAGAAAGAUGGACCCGUGUCCAAAAGUGGGGGAGCUGCAUUCCCAGAAGUUGAGUCCGGCUCCUUCUCUGCCACAGCCCACAUUGGUCCAGGACAUGACAGCGUUCAAGAGAAGCCUGCCUCUAUUUCCGCCUACCAAGCCUCACAUCAACUUCAUGGCUGUCAAACUGUGAUCAAUCCCUAGAAGAGAUGACCUCACUGAGUCUGCAUGAGUGUGUGUUUGACAGGUCAAUGAAGAAAUGGCAGACACCCACAGCAGGGCAGUAACAAUUAAAUCUGUUUUCUGAAACAUGA